Molecule: messenger RNA, 2658 nt
Organism: Pangasianodon hypophthalmus (striped catfish)
Lineage: Eukaryota; Metazoa; Chordata; Actinopteri; Siluriformes; Pangasiidae
Product: vitamin D3 hydroxylase-associated protein
Exons: 15
Coding region: 90-1829 (579 amino acids)
Biological process (GO): fatty acid catabolic process
Molecular function (GO): fatty acid amide hydrolase activity; amidase activity
Source: RefSeq, a predicted model, not a curated record
GAGGGCGGCUUAGUGUGGGGGUGUGUGUGUGUGUGUGUGUGGAUAAUACUGAGUGUAGCAGGAGCAGGUUGGAGCAGAAGAGUCGAGACAUGGAUGGUGAGUGGAAGCGUGUAGUAGUGCCGCUGCUCUGUGCUGCUGGUGUGAGUGUUUUCCUGCUGAAAUGGACAGAACAGCAGAAGGUGAAGAGGAAACUCCAGAGAGCCAGAGAGAAAAGAGAGAAGGAGCUCGGACAGGCAGAGAAAGCCGUGAGCUGCUUUAAGACUCAGAAUGCUGGUGUUGAUUUGAGCUCCAUCGUGACUCUCCCACUGGCUGAGCUGAGUAAGCGGAUCAGAGGAGGAUCUCUGCAGCCUGACGCUGUACUCCACGCCUACAUGGAGAAGGCUUUGGAGGUGAACAAGAAACUGAACUGUGCUACUGCUGUCCUCACAGAGAGUCUGAAACAACUUGAAAACAUCGAGUCACACAAAGACGGCCUUCUCUACGGCAUUCCCUUCAGCAUCAAGGACAAUGUGGAUUAUGAGGGCUACGACUCUUCCUGUGGCGUGUUGACUAAGCUGGAUGAUCCUGCCGUUAAGGACAGUGUGGUGGUCUCAGUACUGAAGAAGCAGGGUGCAAUCCCCUUCAUCAAAACCAACAUCCCACAGGGUCUCCUCAACUAUGAAUGUAGUAACCCCAUAUACGGGAGGACGGUGAACCCCUGCAACCUCGAGAAGACGUGCGGCGGCUCUUCAGGAGGCGAGGGGGCUCUGAUUGCUGGAGGAGGAUCUAUUCUGGGUCUGGGAACCGACCUCGGAGGAAGCAUCCGCAUCCCAGCAGCCUUCUGUGGCAUCUGCGGCUUAAAACCCACAAACAAAAGGAUAAGCAUGCUUGGACUCUCUUCGUGUGUAAAAGGUGUGAAGACAGCCCUGUCUUCCAUUGGUCCUAUGGCCCGUGAUGUGGAGAGUCUGGCUCUGUGUAUGAGAGCUUUACUCUGCACAGACAUGUUCACAUUGGACCCUACGGUUCCUCCGAUACCAUUCAACCAAGAGGUGUACGAAAGCUCUGAGCCCCUGAGGAUCGGAUACUAUGAGAAUGACGGGUAUCUUCAGCCGUCUCCAAGCAUGAGCAGAGCCCUACGAGAGACCAAAGAGCUCCUGGAAAAAGCAGGACACACGCUAAUUCCAUUCAACCCUCCUCACGUAUUCACUGCCUUCCAUGAGUUUGUUGUGAGGGGAAACAUUGCGGAUGGAGCAGGCACAUUUUUAAAACACUUUAAGGAAGGCCCUGUCGAUCCGUGUAUGCAGCAUCAGGCCUCAAGCUGGGCUCUUCCCAAGUUUAUGAAGAAGAUGAUCUCUGUGCUCCUUAGACCUAUUUAUCCACGCAUGGCUGCAUUUAUACACGCCACUUGUGGAGUCGACUCUCCUGCAGAUCUGUGGAACCAGCACAAAGAGGCUGGGGAUUAUGUCCAUGAGAUGUUGGCUGAGUGGAGUAAGCUGGAGCUUGAUGUGCUGCUCUGCCCCAUGCUGGGACCAGCCUACAGCUUCAACUACAGCGGAAAACUCUUCAGCGCUCUGAGUUACGUCGCUCUGUACAACGUUCUCAACUUCCCUGUUGGAGUCGUUCCUGUCACUGAGGUCACGGCCGAGGAUGAAGAUCAGCUCAAACACUACACAGGAGACUUUGGAGAUGUUUGGGACAAGCUCUUUGUCAAGGCCAUACGAGGCGGUGUGGGUCUGCCGAUAGCAGUGCAGUGUGUGGCUCUGCCCUGGCAGGAAGAGAUGUGUUUACGUCUUAUGAGAGAAGUGGAAGAGCUCUGUGCCAAGAACAAACGCUCCAACACACACCACUAAACACACACUGACACUCACACACAUGCAUGUGGUCCCUGUGAAUGAGCAGUUACUAUAGAAACGAUAACGCAUUAGAACAAGUGCAUUAAUAUAAACCUGUGAUUUACGUUAAAGUCAGAACUACUGUCAGAGCUGCUGCUGUCGGAUCAGAUUUGAGAAAUCAAUAGCGAUACUUGUUCUACCAACAACAAGUCGUAUGAAGGUCCUAAACAUUUUAUUUUCUAAUCACAAAGUUUAUACAGUUAUAUCUUUGAUGAUGAUGUAAGUCAGUACUUGAGUUCGAUUGAGCUUGAUUAGCUCAUGAAGGUGUUUUUUGCACUUGUACUGGUAGCUAAAGAGGCGUGUCUCUGCAGAGUGGAGCGAGCUGUGAGUGGGCGGGGCACUUCGAAGCGGAGUACUGCUGCCGAUUGGUCAGUUUUGGUGCCAGAGGAUGUGUCUGGACAUUUGCUUGGUUAAUAUUUAUCAUCGUUAAAUAUCCCACUUGCACGUCUUCAGUAUGCAGAAAUACAAACCUGAUUAGUCCUUUCAAAACCGAUUUUAACAAGCUGCUUAAACCAGGUACUUUUCUGGCGUUAAUUGAUGAUGAAAAUCAUGAAAAUGGCACAAGCUUAUGCUAACAUUAUCACCUAAGCUACUUGACAGCUUUUAGCCGUGAACAUUUACAUUUAUUGGUAUCUUUAUAAAACAGGAAACAUGCAUCAAACACCUUUGCAAAACUAGAAACCACGUUGGAAUGAUUUUUCUAUUUGUCGUCAGUCAUGACACACACUGAUCAACCCUCACCUGAUUGUCAAAACACAACACAAUAAAGAACUAAGUGUCUAAUAAA